GGGGCCGGGGCCGGCGAGCGGCGGCGGGUCUCGGUGCGCGCGGGUGGGGAGGCCGCGGUGGUCUCUGUGCAUUGAAUCAGAAUCAUGGGAUUGUUUGAUAAGCUAGCAGGAUGGCUUGGCCUGAAGAAGAAGGAGGUUCAUGUUUUGUGCCUUGGGUUGGACAAUAGUGGCAAAACAACUAUCAUUAAUAAACUUAAACCUUCAAAUGCUCAAACUCAAGACAUAGUUCCAACAAUAGGAUUCAGUAUAGAAAAAUUCAAGACAUCCAGUUUGUCUUUCACAGUGUUUGACAUGUCAGGUCAAGGCAGAUACAGAAACCUGUGGGAACAUUACUACAAAGAAGGCCAGGCCAUUAUUUUUGUCAUUGAUAGCAGUGAUAAAUUAAGAAUGGUUGUGGCCAAAGAAGAACUUGACACCCUCCUGAAUCAUCCAGAUAUCAAACACCGUAGAAUACCUAUCUUGUUCUUUGCUAACAAGAUGGACCUCAGGGAUGCGGUAUCAUCUGUGAAAGUCUCUCAGUUACUGUCUUUAGAGAACAUCAAAGAUAAACCAUGGCAUAUCUGUGCUAGUGAUGCGCUUAAAGGAGAAGGGUUACAAGAAGGUGUAGAUUGGCUCCAAGAUCAAAUCACACAAUCAGAUCCAAGCAAUGAAGACAUGAGAGGCCAGUAAGAUAAAAGACCAGUCAUACAUUAACUUUGGCAGUAGAUGUACAAGCCCCUGGAACAGGAAGGAAGACCUAAAACAAACAAACAAAAAAACCUAAAUACAGUGAAUUCUGUUGUUUCCUUUCAUUAUCUUUUACAAGGGCCCAAGAGGAGUAAGCUUUUUAGAAAAUGUAGUGCCUCAGGUAUGUACAUAUAUGAAUUAAAUUAAAUCUUUGCUAAGUCUGGAGAAAAUACUAAAUUAACACACUGUUAAUAAAUAAUCAUCUGCACUUCAUUUAAGUUUUAUUGUGAAAUACAAUUUAAGCAUAUAAUAUGUCAUUUAAAUAUCCAGAUUUUCAAAGUUACUAAUGAUUUCUGUGUGCCUGCAUAAUUUUUUGGGUGUCCAAAGUUGAGAUACCUUUUAAAGAAGACUUUUUCAGGAUGUGGAUGUGCAGCAGUUCUUGAAAAGUCGGUUCCCGUAAGGUGUCUCAAGAAGGUCACUCAAAAUCAGUAGUCACUUCUGAAAAUCUUGUCCCCUGCUUUUUAAAGUAUUUUUGUAACAUUGCAGGUUAAAAUGUGGUAUGUGUUUUGUUAUAAAUGAUUGCAGAUGUUUUUAAGGAAUUGCUCAUAUUGUAAUGUAUGGUUAUAUUGUAAUGUAACAGCUGUACACACAUUCCUAUCAAUAAAAUAUAAGAUAUACAACA
This is a messenger RNA of Malaclemys terrapin pileata, 1348 nucleotides long. RefSeq names its product ADP ribosylation factor like GTPase 6 (gene ARL6). The record is from RefSeq and is a predicted model, not a curated record. Gene Ontology annotation, cellular component: axoneme; cytoplasm. Lineage: Eukaryota; Metazoa; Chordata; Testudines; Emydidae. Bases 85 to 669 code for a protein of 194 amino acids. Gene Ontology annotation, molecular function: GTPase activity; GTP binding. The transcript has 9 exons. Gene Ontology annotation, biological process: protein localization to cilium; intracellular protein transport; vesicle-mediated transport.